AAUGGGGUAAGGACAAUUGAUUCACCAUUAUACAUCGAACAAGCAAAAGAAAGAAGUGAAAAUAAAUUGAAUGUCGCCUCUACAUCGAAUACCAAUGAACAGUUUCCGAAUCGCUUAUCUAAUAGUCAUGUAGCUCACAAAGUCAUUGAUUUAGUUAGCACCAAUAUUGAAAACAACUUUAACAUCAAUAAUUCAAGUGAAACUCUAAACAAAUCCGUAUUUAAUACGCCAAUGUAUUUUGGAACAGAAAACUCAACAGUUGUUGCGACGCAAAUAGGUGCAACCGCACAUAUUCCAUGUGUUGUCCACCAUAUAGGUGAAUGCGUGGUUUCAUGGAUCAGAAAAAAGGACUAUCACUUAUUGACUGUUGGAUUGACCACAUAUAGCAGUGAUGAGAGAUUUAGCGCAACACAUCUUAAACAUUCAGAGGAUUGGACAUUGCAAAUAAAAUUUGUGCAGCAGCGUGAUGCAGGAAUAUAUGAGUGCCAAGUAUCUACUCAUCCCCCAACAUCAAUUUUUUUACAUUUAUUAGUAGUAGAAGCUCGAGCAGAAAUAUCAGGCCCACACAUACGCUAUCUUACCCCUGGAUCAACUUUAAGACUGCAAUGUCAUGUCGUACAAAAUACUGAAAUUUCAGAAUACAUAUUUUGGUAUCACGAUAACCGAAUGAUAAAUUAUGAUGCUGAUCGAGGAAUAAAUGUUUCCACAGAUCCAGAUUUUCAAUCAUCAGAACUAACCAUUUCAAGGACAAGGCGUGAACAUUCAGGAAACUACACGUGUGUUGCAAGUAAUACUCAGCCUGCAAGUGUGUUGGUACACAUAUUUAAAGAAAUAAACUUUUGCUGCUGUUGUCCUGUUGUUUUUGACCCUGGUAUCAGAUAACGCGGCUCAAUUCUUUUGAAAAAUGUAUAACUCAGUUUCAAGUUUCGAAUUUAUUUACAACUAAGGAAACCUCAAAUAUGCUAUUAAAAAGGAGUUUUAAGCUCUUUAACUACUCAGUAAAAAAGUAAAA
Messenger RNA from Lucilia cuprina (Australian sheep blowfly), 1012 nucleotides. Its product is annotated as zwei Ig domain protein zig-8-like. Gene Ontology annotation, cellular component: neuron projection membrane. Gene Ontology annotation, biological process: synapse organization. The transcript is spliced from 6 exons. Bases 232 to 882 code for a protein of 216 amino acids. The record is from RefSeq and is a predicted model, not a curated record. Lineage: Eukaryota; Metazoa; Arthropoda; Insecta; Diptera; Calliphoridae.